GGGCCGGUGGGGCGAGCCCCUCAUUCGGCGCUUUUUAAGUUCUCGGGAGGAAUGAGUGACUGCAGGCAGGGGCCUUUGGCGGUGUCGUUUGUGGGCUGGUUGGCUGGGCGGAGCUGGUCGCGGGGGCCGUGGCGCCGGUCGCACAGCCCUGCCUCCGGUCGGGGGCAAAAAGCUGAGGCGCGUCUCCUUUAAUUGCGGUGGGCGGGACGCGGCGACGGGGUCCGCGUUGCUAUUGGCGGCCGUUGGGGGCGCGGAAACUGAACGGGCCGCAACGGCCGUCGCAGCUGCUUCGGGCUCUUCAGGCGCCUCUGGCGCUGCCAGCCUCGCUAUGGCUGCGCCCUGCCCGGAGGACCCCUCGCUGGAGAGGCAUUUUAAGGGCCACCGAGAUGCGGUUACCUGUGUGGACUUCAGUCUCAACAUGAAGCAGCUGGCCAGUGGCUCCAUGGACUCGUGCCUCAUGGUCUGGCACAUGAAGCCCCAGUCACGUGCCUACCGCUUCACUGGCCACAAGGAUGCUGUCACCUGCGUGAACUUCUCCCCUUCGGGACACCUUCUUGCCUCAGGCUCCCGAGACAAGACUGUCCGCAUCUGGGUGCCCAAUGUCAAAGGUGAGUCAACUGUGUUUCGUGCACACACAGCCACAGUGAGGAGUGUUCACUUCUGCAGUGACGGCCAGUCCCUUGUGACGGCCUCUGACGACAAGACAGUCAAGGUGUGGUCGACUCAUCGCCAGAAAUUCCUGUUCUCCCUGAGCCAGCAUAUCAACUGGGUCCGCUGUGCCAAGUUCUCCCCUGAUGGGCGGCUCAUCGUGUCUGCCAGUGAUGACAAGACUGUCAAGCUGUGGGACAAGAACAGCCGGGAGUGUGUCCACUCAUACUGCGAGCAUGGAGGCUUUGUCACCUAUGUGGACUUCCACCCCAGCGGUACGUGCAUUGCUGCUGCCGGCAUGGACAACACAGUGAAGGUGUGGGACGUGCGGACUCACCGGCUGUUGCAGCAUUAUCAGCUGCACAGCGCAGCAGUGAAUGCCCUCUCCUUCCACCCGUCGGGAAACUACCUAAUCACAGCCUCCAGCGACUCGACCCUGAAGAUCUUGGACCUGAUGGAGGGCAGGCUGCUCUACACACUCCACGGGCAUCAGGGACCAGCCACCACUGUUGCCUUUUCAAGAACGGGGGAGUAUUUUGCUUCUGGAGGCUCUGAUGAACAGGUGAUGGUUUGGAAGAGUAACUUUGAUGUUGAUUAUGGAGAAGUCCUAAAAGUGCAGAGGCCCCCAGCCACACUGGCCAGCUCCGCUGAGAAUCUGCCAGCAGUGGAUUUCCCCAUCCCACCAGGCAGAGGCAAGAGUCUGGAGUCGGUGCAGAGCCAGCCCCCGGAGCCCGUCAGCCUGCCCCAGACGCUGACCAGCACCCUGGAGCACAUCGUGGGCCAGCUGGACGUCCUCACCCAGACAGUCUCCAUCCUGGAGCAGCGGCUGACGCUGACAGAAGACAAGCUGAAGCAGUGUCUGGAGAACCAGCAGCUAAUCAUGCAGAGAACGACACCAUGAUCGGGGGAGCAAGAAUCAGGAGCUUGGUCGAUUUGGGGGGGGUGGCAGGCCAGGGAUUUGUACUGUGGGACUUGGGCAUAUAAAUAAAGGGGAUUCAACUUUGUGGGAAUCACAUCCGUACCGGAGCCCCAGGAUUAUGCAGUUCUGCCCUGCACCCUGCUGUUGGCACCGGGUGGCUCCCCCAGCAGCCAGACAUCCGCAGCGGACAGGGCCACGCAGAAAGGAUGCUUAAGGCCCGACGGCCAGGACCGUGUUUCACUUAAUGUACAGGAGCCGCUUGAAAACGUUUGCUACCUCGGAGUCCUAAGAUUAUAGCUCCCGCUCUGAAGGAAGUGGUCCCAAGAUGCCUUGCUUUUCACUCACCUUGCCAUUCGGACACGUGACUGACUUCUCUCACCCCUGCCACGGCUUAGGAAUUGACUACUUGUUGGUUGGAUGAGCCAGGAAUUUUCUGUAAAUCUGACCAAAGGCCCAAAGUGGGCCCAUCCGAGUCAGGCCUGUCCAGGAACAAGCCCUCUGGAGUGGGUGGUGACUUUGCGAUGGCCUUGGUUUUUGAUCCACACAUGUUCACUGGGGCCUCCUCCCUGCAUGAGUGAGGGCAAAGGAACUGAAAAUUAAAACUGACUUUAUUGCACUUGUUGCAGGAA
Messenger RNA from Lemur catta (Ring-tailed lemur), 2196 nucleotides. It is a transcript of the gene POC1A, whose product is annotated as POC1 centriolar protein A. Gene Ontology annotation, molecular function: protein binding. The transcript has 11 exons. The record is from RefSeq and is a predicted model, not a curated record. The coding region runs from base 329 to 1549 and encodes 406 amino acids. NCBI's taxonomy places the organism in Eukaryota, Metazoa, Chordata, Mammalia, Primates, Lemuridae. Gene Ontology annotation, biological process: cilium assembly. Gene Ontology annotation, cellular component: ciliary basal body; centriole.